Messenger RNA from Cucumis sativus (cucumber), 1956 nucleotides. RefSeq names its product histidinol dehydrogenase, chloroplastic. The record is from RefSeq and is a predicted model, not a curated record. Bases 241 to 1713 code for a protein of 490 amino acids. Gene Ontology annotation, molecular function: NAD binding; histidinol dehydrogenase activity; metal ion binding. NCBI's taxonomy places the organism in Eukaryota, Viridiplantae, Streptophyta, Magnoliopsida, Cucurbitales, Cucurbitaceae. Gene Ontology annotation, cellular component: chloroplast stroma; cytoplasm. Gene Ontology annotation, biological process: L-histidine biosynthetic process. The transcript is spliced from 15 exons.
CAGGUUCAGCUGCCUUUUGUAAAUCAGCCUCAACCGUCAGUCUCAUUUUUGUUAAUUUUGGGCACAUAAUCUUAUUCGAUCGUCGUCGUCUCCGCCGCUUCCUAGCCGGUGCUUGCCGCCGAUAAGGUCCAUCUUCAGUGGUGUUCGAAAUUUAGGUGGACUGUAUAGUUUCUAAUUUGUUCUGGGUACCUUUCACUAAUUUAUGAAGCCACAUUCUGAUCAAUCUGAUUGAAGGUGAUUAUGGACAGCCAGAUUAUACGCUUGAAUUGGAGGUGUAAUUUCUUGGGUCAACAACGUAGGGUGCAGAAUUUUCGAACUUUGUGUGUUCCGAAGUCUGCUUCUUUUCAAAGUCCUUAUUUUCCCGGAGGAAUUUUGGGUAAAGGCAUAAAGUGUUCAAUGAAGUCCUAUAAGUUAUCUGAACUUAAUCAGGAUGCUGUCACUGGUCUAAAGGCCCGUCCUCGUAUUGAUUUUUCUUCAAUAUUUGGUGUGGUCCAGCCCAUUGCUGAUGAUGUUCGAAAAAGAGGUGAUGCUGCAGUUAGAGACUAUACUGCAAAGUUUGACAAAGUUGAACUGAACGAGAUUGUUGUUAGUGUCUCUGACCUGCCAGAGCCAGAGCUUGAUUCAGCUGUCAAAGAAGCCUUUGAUGUAGCUUAUGACAAUAUAUAUGCAUUUCAUGCUGCCCAGAUAUCAGUGGAAAAAAAUGUUGAAAAUAUGCCUGGAGUAAAAUGCAAACGGGUGGCAAGAAGCAUUUCUUCUGUUGGUCUCUACGUUCCUGGGGGAACUGCUGUUUUACCCUCAACGGCUUUGAUGCUCUCUAUUCCUGCUCAGAUUGCUGGUUGCGGUACUGUUGUUCUUGCAACACCUCCCAGUCAGGAUGGCAGCAUAUGCAAGGAGGUGCUCUAUUGUGCGAAGAAGGCGGGUGUGACUCACAUUCUUAAGGCAGGAGGAGCUCAGGCUAUCUCUGCUAUGGCUUGGGGAACAGAAUCUUGCCCUAAGGUUGAGAAAAUUUUUGGCCCUGGUAAUCAAUAUGUAACAGCUGCCAAAAUGAUUCUUCAAAAUAGUGAAGCGAUGAUUUCAAUUGACAUGCCUGCGGGCCCAUCUGAAGUUCUGGUUAUUGCUGAUAAAUAUGCCAGCCCCGUUCAUAUAGCAGCAGAUUUGCUUUCUCAGGCUGAGCAUGGCCCUGACAGUCAGGUUGUUCUUGUAAUUGCCGGUGAUGGUGUGGAUGUUAAAGCUAUUGAAGAAGAACUCAGCAAACAAUGUAAAAGUCUUCCAAGGGGAGAGUUCGCUUCAAAAGCCCUGAGCCAUAGUUUUACUGUGUUUGCUCGCGAUAUGGUUGAGGCAGUCUCCUUUUCAAACUUAUAUGCACCUGAGCAUUUAAUAAUUAAUGUCAAGGAUGCAGAAAAAUGGGAGAGUUUCAUUCAGAAUGCAGGUUCUGUCUUCUUGGGGCCAUGGACCCCAGAAAGCGUGGGAGAUUAUGCAAGUGGGACGAAUCAUGUUCUUCCAACCUAUGGUUAUGCACGGAUGUAUGGUGGAGUUUCGCUUGACUCAUUUUUAAAAUACAUGACGAUACAGUCUUUAACAGAGGAGGGUUUAAGAAAACUUGGUCCCUAUGUUGAAAAAAUGGCUGAAGUUGAGGGACUGGAUGCCCAUAAAAGAGCUGUAAGUCUUAGAUUGAAGGAUAUUGAAGCCAGGAAAAUCUCAAGUUCAAGGUGAUUGUCUAGAUACUUCAUGUAGUGCCUAUUUAUGGAAAAUUCAAACCCAGAUUUUGACUAUUCAUCAUGAAAUUGUUAUUACUUUUUUGGCUGCUCUGGUUGGUGUAGAUGACAUAAAUCUGGAAUGAGGUUUGAUCAAUGACUCUUGAACCUUGAGAUGUCAAUGACUGUAUAAACACCAUUAGAAUGAAACAAGUUGUACAACUUUUAUCUUUAAAUCUAGUGCUUUCAAAUUUUUUAAUCA